AUGUCGCACCGUAAAUUUUCGGCUCCAAGGCAUGGAUCUAUGGGUUUUGCCCCAAAGAAACGUUCGCGGACUUAUCGAGGCAGGAUAAAGGCUUUCCCGAAAGAUGAUCCUUCGAAGCCAAUUCAUCUUACUGCUUUCCUUGGUUACAAAGCAGGCAUGACCCACAUCGUUCGUGAUGUGGACAAACCAGGAUCGAAGGUGAAUAAAAAGGAAGUUGUCGAGGCCGUAACUAUUAUCGAAACUCCACCUAUGGUGAUUGUGGGCAUCAUAGGAUACAUCGACACUCCACGAGGACCUCGUUCGUUCAAAUCGGUCUUCGCAGAGCAUCUUAGCGAAGAUUGCCGCCGACGUUUCUACAAGAACUGGUGCAAGUCUAAGAAGAAGGCAUUCACCAAGUAUGCUAAGAAGUGGCAAGAUGAGGACGGAAGAAAAGUCAUCGAGUCGGACCUCGCCAAGAUGAAGAAGUAUUGCUCAUCAAUCCGAGUCAUUGCCCACACUCAAAUGAAAAUCCUCAAUCGCAAACAAAAAAAGGCCCAUCUCGUCGAGAUUCAAAUUAAUGGUGGUACUAUUGAUCAAAAGGUCGACUGGGCAAAGGAACAUCUCGAGAAGCAAGUCCCCGUUGAUACCGUAUUUUCGCAAGACGAAAUGAUCGACACCAUCGGUGUGACUAAAGGACAUGGAUUCAAAGGCGUCACCAGUAGAUGGGGAACGAAGAAGCUUCCCCGUAAAACCCACAAGGGACUCCGCAAGGUCGCUUGUAUUGGAGCAUGGCAUCCUUCUCGUGUCGCUUUCACAGUUGCUCGUGCUGGCCAGAAAGGUUAUCAUCACCGAACUCAUAUUAACAGCAAAAUCUACAGGAUCGGACGUUCAUGCAUCACUCCGGAUGGCAAGAACAAUGGUGCCACUGAGUUCGACCUCACAGAGAAAAGUAUCAAUCCAAUGGGAGGCUUCCCCCGCUAUGGUUUGGUGAACCAAGACUAUGUUAUGCUUCGUGGAGCCGUAGUAGGACCAAAAAAACGUCUAAUCACUCUAAGAAAAUCUCUUAUUGUUCAAACAAAGAGGUUCGCCCAUGAGAAAAUAAAUCUGAAAUGGAUUGAUACCAGCUCUAAAACCGGUCACGGACGAUUCCAAACGACGGCUGAAAAGAAGGCGUUUAUGGGCAAACUCAAGAAAGAUUUCAUUGCCGAAAGUAAAGCGUAG
Molecule: messenger RNA, 1200 nt
Organism: Angiostrongylus costaricensis
Lineage: Eukaryota; Metazoa; Nematoda; Chromadorea; Rhabditida; Metastrongylidae
Source: the annotation of a GenBank genome assembly